AUGGCAGAGGCAGAGAGAGAGAGGGUCUCUGGAGACCUCUGGAGACCUCUGGAGACCUCUGGUCUGUGUGUCCACUCGAAUGUUUCCGCUGUCGAAUUGAUACUACCAACAGCCAAUAUUAAUAAACACGACAUUAGAAGACCAGAGAGGCCAUCAAUCGACCGCGGGGACCCGCAUGUUGCUAUUAUAAUAUUCACCACCACCAAUCCAAACGGUCCCGAAGUUAAAACAAUUACAGUUUGGAGCUAA
Messenger RNA from Saccharomycopsis crataegensis, 249 nucleotides. RefSeq lists its product as uncharacterized. The coding region runs from base 1 to 249 and encodes 82 amino acids. Lineage: Eukaryota; Fungi; Ascomycota; Saccharomycetes; Ascoideales; Saccharomycopsidaceae. The transcript has a single exon. The record is from RefSeq and is a predicted model, not a curated record.